Messenger RNA from Akanthomyces muscarius, 1551 nucleotides. RefSeq lists its product as uncharacterized. The coding region runs from base 1 to 1551 and encodes 516 amino acids. The transcript has 3 exons. NCBI's taxonomy places the organism in Eukaryota, Fungi, Ascomycota, Sordariomycetes, Hypocreales, Cordycipitaceae. The record is from RefSeq and is a predicted model, not a curated record. Gene Ontology annotation, cellular component: mitochondrion. Gene Ontology annotation, molecular function: protein-arginine omega-N symmetric methyltransferase activity.
AUGGACUCUCCCAUUGUGACGCAGCUGUUUCGGCAGCUGUUUCGACAUCGGCCGCGGGGAUGCCAGGGCCAUUUGCCCACCACGACAACGCUACGCAACGGCCUCAGCCAGAGCAAUCGACGGAGUGCAGCAGCAGCUGGCAGCAAUAACCACCACUACUACAAUGGGCGCGGAUACGCCACGAGAGCGUCCAUUGACCGUGGAAUGAAAAAGAAUGAAAGUCGCUGGCAGCAACGGACGCAUAUCCUGCCCGAGGACCGCAGCGAGGAGUUUGCGAAAUACCCAUACAUUUCCAUGCAGGAGCUGAAGCAGCGAACGGAGCGUCCGCGCAAAGUCAAGAUGCUGCUGCGAGACUUUAUCGAGGACUCCCUCUACAACCCUUCAUACGGUUACUUUUCCAAGCAGGCCGUCAUCUUCAGCCCCGGCGACCCAUUCGACUUCAACGCCAUGCGCGACGAGAUCGAGUUCCAGGGGGAGGUCGGGCGGCGCUACACCGAGUUCGAGGACGCCCUCGACGAGGCCGAAGGCGUAAGCCCGACGCGGCAGCUCUGGCACACGCCGACGGAGCUCUUCCGCCCCUUUUACGGCGAGGCCAUCGCGCGCUACCUCGUCUCCAACUACCGCCUCACGGCCUACCCCUACCACGACCUCAUCCUCUACGAGAUGGGCGCCGGCCGCGGCACCCUCAUGCUCAACAUCCUCGACUACAUCCGCGCCAUCGACCCGCAGGUCUACGCGCGCACGCGCUACAAUGUCAUUGAGAUCUCUCCCGCGCUCGCCGCCAUGCAGGACCACCACCUGCGCUCCACGGCCGAGUCGCGCGGCCACGCCGACAAGGUCACCAUCAUCAACCGCUCCGUCUUCGAGUGGGACCAGUACGAGCCCAGCCCCUGCUUCUUCCUCGCUAUGGAGGUCUUUGACAACUUCGCCCACGACGGCAUUCGCUACGACGUCGCCACCGAGGCGCCCCUGCAGGGCCACGUGCUCAUCGACGGCGACGGCGACUUUUACGAGUUUUACGUGCACGAGCUCGACCCCGUCGCCGCGCGCUUCUUUCGCGUGCGCCACGCCGCCACCGGCGGCGUCUACCCCCGGCCCUAUGCCGCCAGCCCGCUCCUGCGCUACCUCUCGGCCAAGAUGCCCUUUGCGGCCAACCUCUCGCAGGCGGAAUUCAUCCCCACCCGCCUCAUGCAGUUCUUUGACGUCCUGGAAAAGUACUUUCCCGCGCACCGCCUCGUCACGUCCGACUUUGACCACCUCCCGCAGGCCGUCAAGGGCCUGAAUGCGCCCGUGGUGCAGACGCGCUACAACCGACGCAUGGUGCCCGUCACGACGCCCUUGGUUCACCAAGGCUACUUUGACAUUCUCUUCCCCACAGACUUUGCCAUCACAGAGGCCAUGUACCGCGCCAUCACCGGCAAGCUCACGCGCGUCAUGUCCCACGGCGAUUUUCUGCGCCGCUGGGCCUACGUCGAGGACACGCAGACGCGGAGCGGCGAGAACCCGCUGCUGUCGCACUACAAGAAUGCGAGCGUCAUGGUGACUGCGUAA